AUGCCGCGGUCCCAGCAGACCUCACACAAGCGUCUGAGACUGGACUCUCGUCCCCGGGACACGCUGGAGUGCCACGCCCUCUCCACACCAGGAAGCGGAAGCACACGGCAGCAGUAUUACAGAGUUUUGGGGAAAAGUUUUGCAGAAGUUUGUGACAGUUCGGACUUGACGCAGCAGCGGACCGACAUGAGGAGCCCAGCUGACCCUGCCUACCCCCAAGCAGAACGCCGGCGCCGGCUGUGGGCUCAGAGUAAGGACUCCACGUGGCAUUCCAACUCCACAGCAGAGCCAGACCAGGACCUCCACAAAGACCACCACAAGGACCACCACCGGGGUCCAGGGCCAGGGCCAGGAGGUGGCCAGCAAAACGGGCGCGUCAACAAGAUAAGCAGCUGGCUGUCUGAAUGCAGGACGCCCAUAGGAGCCUCUCUGGACGACCACACUGGUUCCCCCAUCAGAGGUCUGAGAAACGGCUGCAGUUUUGAGGAUGACCUUUCUUUGGGAGCCGAAGCCAACCACCUGUUGUCCAGCCCCAGCCGGAGCGAGCCAGGCUUCGGUCUCGUGGCGGACAAGAAGAGGACGCAGUUUAAGGAGAGGGCACACAGCAUGAACUCCACCGGCUCCGGCAAGAGCAGCACUGUGUCCAGUGUGUCAGAACUGCUUGACCUGUACGAGGAGGACCCAGAGGAGAUCCUGUUGAACCUGGGCUUUGGGCGAGAGGAACCGGACCUGGCCUCCAAAGUGCCAACCCGCUUCUUUGACAGCUCGUCCUGCGCCCGCGGCAUCGACGUUAAGGUGUUUUUGGGAGCUCAGCUACAACGCCGGGAGCUGGAGAAUCCCAACUACGCCCUGACCAGUCGUUUCCGUCAGAUCGAAGUCCUGACAUCCGUUGCAAAUGAGUUCUUCCAGCUGUACAGCCAGGUGUCUGGUCAGCCCCUGCACCGCAUCAGUACCCCCUCCAAACAGACCGAGACAGAGGAUGAGCCAAAAGACGCUCCCACUGCAAAGAAGACCUCACCCCUUAAACUGCCCAAACUCCUGAAGAAAACCAUCAGCAAACACAACCUGCUGGCACUGGCCAACAAGAACUCCGAUGCACAAGCUAACACCGACACCAAUGCACACGCUAAUGUGGAGGACGGCACACGUGGGAAUACGGGGGCGGACUCUGAUGCUGGCACGCCUGCUGACUCCCAGCUCAGCCAUCCCAGCCCCCAGGCCAGGACGCAGCCCAGACCAGGGGGAGAGGCCAGAGUGAAGGUGGAUGCCUCGGUACUGUCUUCCGUGUCCGAGGAGAGCACCAGUGAAGGAGACAAGGAGAGCACGCACAGCACUGAACAGAUCUCAGAACCCACGUCCAAUCAGAGUGCAAAGGUGGAUCAGCAGGCCAAUCGCACACUUGAAGACGCAGAGCUAGCAGACAAUAGCGGGACAGGACCCUCGGAACACUCAGCCAAUCAGAGCGAUGGCCCCAAGGAGCGCACAGACGAUCUCGGCGCGGGAGACGCUCCGGUGAAGACCAAUUGCAAGCCAGAGGAAGAGCAGGUGGCCAAUGGGAGCGCAGGAGACAAGGAGACAGCAGGAAGUGAGUCGUGGGCUGUGAACCCUCAGCUGGCUCUGCUGCGCACAGAGAACGCAGACUCCUUUGACAUCGAGGAGAUCGGGGACGAUGUGCUUCCACAGCGCAGCUCGAGGAUCGCAGACCUGUCCCGCACCGUGAGCCAGCAGUCCGACAGCAGUGGCUUUGCGGAAGAGCCCUCCUCAGACUCCUGCAGCUUCUUAAAGAUCCAGGAAAGUAGCGACUCAUGCGACAGCGAGACCACCGUGACCUCCCAUCCAUCCCAGGACCUGGCCACGCCCGUCCCAGUCGACCAUCCGGCCUUUGAUCUGUUCACCGGGGGCGCCGUAGAGCAUGACCAGCCUGACGGAGAACCGGAGCUCAUCCCGCAGUACACGGCUCACCAUCUGCCCAAGAGCUGGCGCAGACACAGCCCCCAGUCCCCGCGGAGCCCCUCACCCACCGGAGACGAGGAGCCCCCGGGCAGCGCCGACGCACAGUCGCAGUCCACAAUGGAGCAGGAACCUGAAAUCCAACUCGAUGUAGAGCUCUCUGACGAUCCUCUGGGAGAGUCUUGGGACGAGGACCCGCCCCGUCCGCGACAGGCCGAGUCUCCAGAUUUUGUGUCUGACAGGUCCGAGUGCAGCCUCCCUCCUGCAACCCCAUCCCCUGCCCCCCCCUCUCCCGUCCUGGGCGCUCUCCACCGCGCCACGCUGCACAAGCGGCUCCCGGGCAGCUCCCGGGCGCGCUGCGUGCCCCUCCAGCGCUCAUCCUCCCUGCCUUCCACCGUAGUGUCUUCCGUGCGCAUACAGCUGGGCCGCGGCAGAAGACCCCCUCCUCCCCCUGACCAUGCCUCCCCCACCGCCCUCCCGCUCAAAGCCAUCCCACCGCACCUCACGCACCAGUCGCGCUCGCUCUCCUCUAGCCCUGCGCCCGACUGGCACCACAACCACUCCUGGAGCACGCAGAGCAUCCCAGAGAUUUACACCAACCCCCAACAUGUGCCGUACGGCCCUCCCCAGUAUGGGAACCCUCAUGGCAGCAUGCCCAACCUGCAUGCCCACCACAGCCCAUUUCUGCCUCACGGCUUCUCCCCCAGGCCAGAACAGCACCCUGCGUUCGGCUUCCCACACAGCGCUCCACACAGCGCUCCACACAGCGCUCCACACAGCGCUCCACAAAGCGUUCCUUACGCGGCCUCCAGCUGGUUGGGAGGAUCCUACUCCAGCCUGCACUCCUCGCCCCACACUUACUUCUCCCCUCCGACUCCCACCGCGUCCCAGUACAGCAGCCACUCCCAUUACCCUCACAUGCCACCGCCCUCUCCCUACCCUCCUGCGCCAGGGUUCCACCCGUCUCUCUUUGGGGGUCCCCAAUUUUCCCACGAGGCGGCUCCAGGACCUCAGCACAUGACCAGCUCAGAGAUGCAGCUCCGGCGGGUGCUCCAGGAAAUCAGAGGGACACUGUUUAGUCUGGGACAGGGCUCGUUGGGGACAGCGGACCUCCUGAGUGAGCGCCGAGCACCGCUGGCCUCUCCACAGACUCUGUCAGAGCUGCUGUUGAAGAGGCGCAGUCUCAACGCCUUCCGCAGUCAGAUGAUGGAGCUGGAGCUGUCCAUCCUGAGGGAGCAGGCCCCGGUCUACAGGCACCUGAGCCCCAGUGACAGGCUUGAGGUGGAACAGCUGCAGCGUCUGCGCUCAGCCGUCAGGGAGGAGCUGCAGGAGCUGGAGACGCAGCUGGAGGAGCGGCUGCUGGACCACAGCCCUCGUACUCACACGGGCAUGCAGCAGGCCUCCAGUGAAGACAACCUGUCCUCCGCGUCUGCCCUGAGAGCCAUGGCACCGGUGUCGGACCUCCUGAGAGAGCAGCGCUUCCUCCAAUCGGAGCUCAGUUACCAUAGCAACGGCGGCUCCUCCGCAUCCUCCCGCUCCCCUAGUCCAGUCAGGACGGCGGGGAGUCAGGGGGCGGGACAUUACAGCACGUCCAUCAGCAUCACGCCGGUCCCACCUACUCGUUCGCAGCCCCACCCCUCUGAGGAGCAGAGGGAGGAGUCACUUUGCACAGAGGACACGCCCCCAGCAGCUCACGUGUCACGAAGCCCACCCCCAGUGAACGACCUGCAGCACCUCAUCAGAGAGAUCCGUGAGAGUGUGGCCCAGGAAGUCCGGCGGGAAAUCUACAGCGAGCUGCUGGCCUCCAUCACUACCCCCAAACUGUAA
Molecule: messenger RNA, 3777 nt
Organism: Knipowitschia caucasica
Lineage: Eukaryota; Metazoa; Chordata; Actinopteri; Gobiiformes; Gobiidae
Source: the annotation of a GenBank genome assembly